This is a messenger RNA of Cottoperca gobio, 808 nucleotides long. RefSeq names its product glial cell derived neurotrophic factor b (gene gdnfb). The coding region runs from base 5 to 808 and encodes 267 amino acids. The transcript has 2 exons. The record is from RefSeq and is a predicted model, not a curated record. Gene Ontology annotation, biological process: peripheral nervous system development; positive regulation of branching involved in ureteric bud morphogenesis; negative regulation of neuron apoptotic process. Gene Ontology annotation, molecular function: growth factor activity; receptor tyrosine kinase binding; glial cell-derived neurotrophic factor receptor binding. Lineage: Eukaryota; Metazoa; Chordata; Actinopteri; Perciformes; Bovichtidae.
GACAAUGAAGUUAUGGGAUAGCCUGACCACUUGUUUGAUACUGCUGAGUGCCGUGCACGCCAGUCGGCUGCUCCGGAACCGACCGCAGUCCACGUCCACCAAGAGGAGAGGGCGCGCCGCCGACAGUCCCCUGGAACUCCCGCCGGUUCAGAUUCGCCUGUCUGUCACUUCCCCGGACAUAAGCCGCGCUGAGGCGGAUACAGCGGACUGGGCAGAGACUCUGGCUGAAGGAGAAACAUACACCAUGGAGGAACCAACCCCGAACGAGUUUGAAGACAUAGUGGAUUUGAUCAAAGUGACCAUCGGUAGAACACGUCGCACCUCCUCAUCCACCGUGUCCUCAUCUAGCUCCUCCACCACCUCCUCCGCCUCCAAAGAAGACCUGAGCAGCAGGGCUCGACACAGAAGGGAGAGGAAGAAGGUUGCGAGCCAGAAGAGUGGAGGAGGAAGAGGAAGAGCUAGAGGAGGGGAGACAGGGAGGAAGGUUAGGGGAGGAGGAGGUAACGGACGAGGGCAGGGCUGUGUGCUUAAACGGAUGCACCUCAAUGUGACGGACCUCGGUCUGGGUUACAGCUCCAGCGAGGAAAUGAUAUUCAGGUACUGCUCCGGACCCUGCAGGAAGUCCGAGACCAACUACGACAAAAUCCUUCACAACCUCGCUCACAACAGGAGGUUUCCUCCUAAAGACGCGCCCCCUCAGGCUUGCUGUCGGCCAAUAGCGUUUGACGAUGACCUCUCGUUUCUGGACGACAACCUGGUCUACCACAUCGUGAGGAAGCACUCUGCAAGGAAAUGUGGUUGCGUGUAG